This is a messenger RNA of Vigna umbellata (rice bean), 1394 nucleotides long. RefSeq names its product senescence regulator (Protein of unknown function, DUF584). Lineage: Eukaryota; Viridiplantae; Streptophyta; Magnoliopsida; Fabales; Fabaceae. The record is from RefSeq and is a predicted model, not a curated record.
UCUUCUUAAUAGUGCUGUGCUGCUAUUGAUAUGAUGGGACUUUCUCUUUGGGUUUUGAUCGAUGCCGCUAUGCUCAUGUCCUUCAUCUGUGCUCUUUUGGACUUUUGCAAUUAACCAUUGGAGAGAGAGAUCAACUCAGACUCACUCCAAGACCCAUCAUUUUCUUUCUGCCUUCUUUAAUAUCCAUAUGAGGUUUUUCACUUAUGGGCCAAAACUAUAAUAAUACAACCCUUUUUUCGUGUUUGUGUGUGUGGUGUAGUUGUACACAUUUGCUGCUUUCUUGUCUUUUUCUGCCCCUUUGUCUUUUUUCAGGUACCAUUCUGUGAGUGAGUCUGCCCUCUUGAAACCUGUGAUCUUCCUUGGAGCCAUUAGGGGCCGGGGAAGAAUUUUCAAGCCUUUCUUCCUUUUUCCUGCGUGGUUUUCAAAAGGGUGUAUCAGGUUCCCGUUUGAGAAAAUUUUUCAAAACCCUUUCCUUUUUGGAGGUUAUUGAAACAAGGACAAGGCAGCAGAAGAGAUUGCAGAACUAAUAGAUACCAAUGGCAGAUUGGAGUGGUUUUCUGAACAAAAGCAGCGGUUUUGGUGGGGGAUCAGCGAGGAAUGAAGAUUUUGACGAAGAAGAUGUAUGGGGUUUGUGCCCAGAAAUGAAGGUAUCUAAGGACUCCUCCGAUUCUUCUUCUGCAUGGUGCAUGCCAACCUCUCCAAGAAAGAUUCCAAGGACUAAUAAUCUCAAACUAAACUCCUUGGAAUCUGAUUCAAACGUGGUUCAAAGAUCCUCGGCACCAAUGGACAUUCCUGAUUGGUCUAAAAUUUAUGGGAAAAAGGGCGUUGAGGAGGAGGGUGUAAGCAAAAAGUUUGAUUUUGGUUAUGAGAAUCACUAUCUUGAUGAUUAUGAAGAUGAUGAUGAUAUGAUUCCUCCUCAUCAAUGGAUUUCUAGGAAACUUGCAAGGAGCCAGAUUUCCUCUUUCUCUGUGUGUGAAGGGAUAGGGAGGACACUGAAAGGGAGAGAUCUCAGCAAAGUGAGAAAUGCUAUUUUGACCAAAACAGGUUUCAUUGAGUAGGUGGUCGAUUCACUACUAUGACUAAUGGUCAUGUCAUCAUCAGCAUUCUCAUACUAGGAUCCCAUGCAAUCUUUCUUUUAGGUAUUUGAUUAUUGGCACUCAUGUAUGGAAUGUGAGGUCCUGCUUUUUUAGUUAUUUGUUUUCUUGUUCUAAAUUUUCUGGGAAAAAGAGGUUUUAGGGAAAGGAAAAAGGAGGAGUGGCAGCCUCUGAAAUUUUGUCUGAAUCUGUAUUGCACUGAGGCCAGUGGAGUACACUCUGUGUUGUUACUGAGUUUAAUAGUUUUCAUGUUUUCACUUCUGCUUGCUUCAUCAUUGUUAACUAUUAAUGAUUUAGACA